UUUCCGGCGGCGUUAGCUAGCAUGAUGCGGCCGUGCUAGCGGUGUGUAGCUCUGUGUUGUUUGUCCUCUUUGAGUCUUCGCGGGGGAAAAUGUCCGGAUUUGAGGAUCUCACAGAUCGAUUCAAACAGCGGCUGCGCAGUGCGGCUCGAGACGAUCUGAUCACUCUCUUUGACGCGACAAUAUCCGGAUACGAUCAGGAGAUCGAUCGGCAGCAGAAGCUGCUCGCUGUGCUGUUCAACCCCGGAGAUGUCCAGCGGCUGUCGGUCAGUAAACAGGAGGUUCCCCCUGAGGAGCUGAAGUGGAGCCCCAGUCAGUUUCAGAACCUUACAGAUGUAUUCAAACGGCGGCUGCUAACUGCGGCUCGAGAAGAUCUGAUUGGAGAUUUCGAGACAACAAUAUCCCGAUACGAGAAGGAGAUUGACCGCCAACGAAAACUGCUGGAUGUGGUUUUAAAGCCUGAAAUAAAGCUGCGAAGAGCCGACGUCCAGCAGCUGUCGGUGAUUAAAGAAGAGGUUCCUCCUGAGCAGCAGCAGGAGUGGAGACCCAGUCUGGACCAGGAGGACCCAGAGCCCCCACACAUUAAAGAGGAACAGGAGGAAGUCGGGACCAGUCAGGAGGGAGAGCAACUUCAAGGGUUCACAUUCACUCCUGUCCCUGUGAAGAGUGAAGAUGAUGAUGAUGAAGAGAAACCUCAGUCCUCACAGCUUCAUCAAAGACAAACUGAACAGAUGGAAACAGAUGAUAGAGAGGACUGUGGAGGACCAGAGCCAGCCAGAAACUCAGAUCCAGGUGAACAUUUACAACCUGAUACGGAUGACGUCCAGCAGCUGUUGGUGAUUAAAGAAGAGGUUCCCCCUGAGCAGCAGCAGGAGUGGAGACCCAGUCUGGACCAGGAGGACCCAGAGCCCCCACACAUUAAAGAGGAACAGGAGGAAGUCAGGACCAGUCAGGAGGGAGAGCAGCUUCAAGGGUUCACAUUCACUCCUGUCCCUGUGAAGAGUGAAGAUGAUGAUGAUGAUGAAGAGAAACCUCAGUCCUCACAGCUUCAUCAAAGGCAAACUGAACAGAUGGAAACAGAUGAUGGAGAGGACUGUGGAGGACCAGAACCGGCCAGAACCUCAGAUCCAGAUGAACAUUCACAACCUGAUACGGAUGACGUCCAGCAGCUGUUGGUGAUUAAAGAAGAGGUUCCCCCUGAGCAGCAGCAGGAGUGCAGACCCAGUUUGGACCAGGAGGACCCAGAGCCCCCACAAAUUAAAGAGGAACAGGAGGAAGUCAGGACAAGUCAGGAAGAAGUCAGGACCAGUAAGGAGGGAGACCAGCUUCAAGGGUUCACAUUCACUCCUGUCCCUGUGAAGAAUGAAGAUGAUGAUGAUAAAGAGAAACCUCAGUCCUCACAGCUUCAUCAAAUACAAACUGAACAGAUGGAAACAGAUGAUAGAGAGGACUGUGGAGGACCAGAACCAGCCAGAAACUCAGAUCCAGAUGAACAUUCACAACCUGAUGUGGAUGGUAAGACUGAAGACUCUUCUGAAUCUGAGACUGAUGAUAGAGACAAUGAUUUUAAAGAGACCAGGGAACCUCAGUCAGACAUCCAGCAGCUGUCGGUGAUUAAAGAAGAGGUUCCCCCUGAGCAGCAGCAGGAGUGGAGACCCAGUCUGGACCAGGAGGACCCAGAGCCCCCACACAUUAAAGAGGAACAGGAGGAAGUCAGGACCAGUCAGGAGGGAGAGCAGCUUCAAACAUUCACUCCUGUCCCUGUGAAGAAUGAAGAUGAUGAUGAUGAAGAGAAACCUCAGUCCUCACAGCUUCAUCAAAGACAAACUGAACAGAUGGAAACAGAUGAUGGAGAGGACUGUGGAGGACCAGAACCAGCCAAAAUAUUUAGUCAAGGUACGCAUUUGCAGAAGUACAUGACAACUCCCACAGGUGAGAAACCGUUUAGCUGCUCAGUGUGUCAUAAAAGCUUUGGAUAUAAGAAUAAUCUGCAAAGACACAUGAGAACUCACACAGGGAAGACAACAUUUAGCUGCUCAGUGUGUCAUAAAAGCUUUGGAUAUAAGAAUAAUCUGAAGGAUCACAUGACAACUCAUACAGGUGAGAAACCAUUUAGCUGCUCAGUGUGCUGCAAAAUAUUCAGUCAAGGUAAGUAUUUGCAGGGCCACAUGAGAAUUCACACAAGUGAGAAACUGUUUAGCUGCUCAAUGUGUCAUAAGAGCUUCGGAUAUAAGAACAAUCUGCAAAGACACAUGAGAACUCACACAGGGGAGAAACCAUUUAGCUGCUCAGUGUGUCUUAAAAGUUUUGGAUAUAAGAAUAAUCUGAAGGAUCACAUGACAACCCAUACAAGUGAGAAACCGUUUAGCUGCUCAGUGUGCGGCAAAAUAUUCAGUCAAGGUAAGUAUUUGCAGGGCCACAUGAGAAUUCACACUGGGGAGAAACCGUUUAGCUGCUUAGUGUGUGAUAAAAGCUUUGGAUAUAAGAAUAAUCUGAAGGAUCACAUGACAACCCAUACAAGUGAGAAACCGUUUAGCUGCUCAGUGUGUGGCAAAACAUUCGGUCAAGGUACAUAUUUGCGGAAGCACAUGAUAAUUCACACUGGUGAGAAACCGUUUAGCUGCUCAGUGUGUGAGAAAAGCUUCAAUAUAAAGAGUAAUCUGCAGAAACACAUGAAGACUCACACAGGUGAGAAACCGUUUAGCUGCUCACUGUGUGAUAAAAGCUUUGGAUAUAAGCAUUCUCUGAAGGAGCACAUGAUAAAACAUACAGGAGAGAAACCAUUUAGUUGCUCAGUGUGCCAUAAAAGCUUUGGACUAAACAGUACUCUGCACAAACACAUGAAUACUCACACAGGUAAGAAACCAUUCAGCUGCUCAGUGUGCGGAAAAAUGUUCUUUCUAAAGAGUACUCUGCAGCUACACAUGAGAAGUCACACUGGUGAGAAACCAUUUAGUUGCUCAGUGUGCAAUAAAAGCUUUGGACAAAAGAGUAAUCUGAAGUAUCACAUGAGAAGUCACACAGGUGAGAAACCAUUUAGCUGCUCAGUGUGCAGUAAAGGCUUCAGUCUAAAGAGUAUUCUGCAGCGACACAUGAAAACGCACACAGGGGAGAAACCAUUUAGCUGCUCAGUGUGCGAUAAAAGCUUCAAUAUAAAGUGUAAUCUGCAGAAACACAUGAAGACUCACACAGAGAAACCUUUUAGCUGCUCAGUGUGCGAUAAAAGCUUUGGACAAAAGAGUCAUCUGCAGAAACACAUGAAGACUCACACAAGAGAGAAACCUUUCCGCUGCUCAGUGUGCCAACAAAACUUCAUUAUAAAGAGUACUCUGAAGAGACACAUGACAACUCACAUUCAGCUCAGUCUGCAGUUAAAACUUCUGUAUUAAAAGUACUAUGCAGAGACACAUGAGAACUCACAAGAGAGCAGCAUGAAAUGAAGAAUCCUGUUCAGCUGUUACAGACUAGAAACUAGACAUCAGAGAUGCACCAUGAUCAGAACAACAGUGGCUAGGUCUGUAACUAUUCUGAAUCAGAGUGAUGACAAUGUGACAAUGGAAAACAACUUUCCCCUGCCUGGCUUACGGGAUCGCUGGCUAACAACUCAGCAAGAGUUUACCCAUUUCUCCAGGAACCACUACACCACUGAACAUAGUGGGCAUAAAUAGCUGUGCACAGUUUAACUGUGUUCAUGACUAAGCACCGGACUGCUUAACUUUUGUAAAUGUAAUGUAUUGAUCUGGUUUUAUUGUUGUGAUUUUGUAAUGGUUUAUGUUAGGUUACUAUGUUACUCAUGUUCUACACUGCUAUGGUGAUCUUAGUUAAAUGUUAUGUUCCACACAGAAACAGUCUCUGUACAACUAACUCUGUUUAACUUGCCACUGUUCAUAUAAGAUCACCUCGGCCUUUAACACAACCACACACAGCAGAGAGGACCUUUUAAAACUCUGCUUUGUCUCUGCUGAACAAGCUCAACAUACAGUGCAACACACACACUCUGUUUUUAUUAUUUAGUUUAGUGCAUUGUAGUUUGAUCAUAUUGUGUAUUUAUACUUUAUCUUUGUAAUAAAUGCUUUCAAAUAUA
This is a messenger RNA of Dicentrarchus labrax (European seabass), 4081 nucleotides long. RefSeq names its product zinc finger protein 665-like. The record is from RefSeq and is a predicted model, not a curated record. Lineage: Eukaryota; Metazoa; Chordata; Actinopteri; Moronidae. Gene Ontology annotation, biological process: regulation of transcription by RNA polymerase II. Gene Ontology annotation, cellular component: nucleus. Gene Ontology annotation, molecular function: DNA-binding transcription activator activity, RNA polymerase II-specific; RNA polymerase II cis-regulatory region sequence-specific DNA binding.